Camellia sinensis is the source of this 1838-nucleotide messenger RNA. The record is from RefSeq and is a predicted model, not a curated record. NCBI's taxonomy places the organism in Eukaryota, Viridiplantae, Streptophyta, Magnoliopsida, Ericales, Theaceae.
UAAUAUGAAAAUUUUCACAAAAAAUAAAAUAAAAUGAAACCUAUUUGGACUCUGCAUUUUAUAUAUCAAUCCCAAUCCUCUCCUACUCUACCAAACAAACGAGGCUAUAAAGUUGAUCAUUUCUCUUCUUAUCCUGCCUAAAAAAUUUGUUCUUCAUCAAACACUGUAAUACCAUUACUCAUCCAUCCGAGCAAGAUCUACAAGGCUAGCUAGCUAUCUUCAUGGACCUCCACAAUGGCCAAUUAGGAGCAAGAGAGUUGUUUCAAGCUCAAUCCCACAUAUACAAACAUGCAUUCAGUUUUGCAAACUCCAUGUCACUCAGCUGUGCAGUUCAGCUAGGCAUACCAGACAUAAUUCACAACCACAAAAAACCCAUCUCACUCCCUGACAUAGUCUCAUCACUCCAAUUGCCUCCCUCAAAAAUCAAUGCUCUCCACAGACUCAUGUCCUUGUUAACUCACUUGGGUUUCUUUGCCUCAACAAAACUUGAUCCAAAUCAUGGAGAUCAAGAAGGGUAUGUCCUCAUUCCAUCAUCUAGGCUUCUCAUCAAAAGUGAAUUACCCAAUUUGUCCCCACUUUUCCAAACCGUGAUCGAUCCGUCUGAUUAUCAAAACUCAUCACAAUGCAGGACCUUCCUAUUUAAUGAAGGAAUGGCCAGUGACUCAAGAAUGAUGGGCUUGGUAAUUAGGAGUGAGGCAGUGUUUGGAGGGUUGAAUUCAUUGGUUCAUGUAGGGGGUGGCACCGGUAUCAUUGCUCAGAUCAUUUCUGAGGCAUUUCCUAGUAUAAAAUGCACAGAUUUCGAUCUCCCACAUGUUGUUGAGAACUUGCCAGAGGGGAAGAACUUGAACUAUGUUGGAGGUCACAUGUUUCAGUCUUUCCCAUCCGCGAAUGCCAUUUUCUUCAAGGUAGGCAAUUAUUUUCUGGAUUAUUUCCAAUGUUUCGAUAUGGAAAUCAAACCUUGCUUGUACUGUGCAAUAGCUAGGUUUGUAGGACAAUCUGUUACUUGGUUGAAGUGUGUUUUGCAUAAUUGGAGCGACGAGGACUGCGUAAAGAUAUUGAAGAGAUGUAGAGAAGCUAUUCCAAGCAAGGAAGGAGGGAAGCUGGAAAUAAAGCCCUACCAAACAGGGCCAUUCAUGAUGGUUUUGGCGAUUGGAAGAGAAAGAAGUGAGAAAGAGUGGGAAAAGAUUUUCUUGGAGGCUGGCUUUAGUCACUACAAGAUCACACCCAUCUUUGGUUUAAGGUCCCUCAUUGAGGUAUAUCCUCAAAUUAUGUGGGGAAAAUUUCAUUUUGCCUUCUUAUAGUUUUUCCCUUCUGUAAAUUAUCUCCUAUGAUUUAGAAAUAAUCACAUAAACUUUUUAUGAUUUGUAAAUUGAAGUGUACUCUUUUUCACCUAACUUAAUGUUAAGUGUGGAAACACAUGCUAGGAUGAAAAUAGUACACGGAGGUUAAAGUGAACUUUGUCUCCUAAAAAAAUGACGAAAAUGUUUAUGAUUUGCACAAUGAAGUUACUUAUGUAUAAGUGUAUUUUAGUGUUUUUACUUAAGCUUUUACUACUAAAAAAUGCACGUUGCGGCCGUUACAAGCCGUUGCAAAAAAUAAAAAUACAGUCACAAAAGACAUUUUGAGACGGCCAUGCGACGGGAAAUGGAGGACACAAAUGUGAGGGUAACAAAUACUUUUUACGACGGUAAAGCGUCGGUCACAAAUUAUUUGCAACUGCCUAACCUACUUAUUGCAUCUACUAUUUUGCUGUGGAGAAAAACAAAAACAAAAAAAAUACUUACUAUGUUUUAGCGACUAUCUUGUUAUUGUUGCAAAUAAUUAUUUAUUAUAAAAUA